AACAGUCGAGCGGUGAUGCUGGCCUGUACGGGGCCUGCUCCGAGCCUCGCCCCGGGCUUCCCGGCUCACGCCUUGUCAGCCAGUAUCCCUGGAAGCUCAAAUGUGGCUGCUGGCAGUAAUCGUCGGCUUCAGCAGACUCAACACCAAGUAGAUGAGGUUGUUGACAUCAUGAGAGUGAAUGUGGACAAGGUAUUGGAGCGAGAUCAGAAGCUAUCAGAGCUGGAUGACCGUGCUGAUGCACUGCAAGCAGGAGCUUCCCAAUUUGAGACCAGUGCAGCCAAGCUGAAAAGGAAGUAUUGGUGGAAGAACUGUAAGCUGUUGGCAAAGGUUGGAGUCAUGUUUGAUGUGGGCAAUAUUGAUAGCUGUUGUUGUCAUUAUCAUCAUCAUCAUCAUCGUCUCAACUGCUUCAUGAGUUACAGGAAGAAACUCAGAUCAACUGAAGGUGCCUCUGAAUCUUCAGCCUCUCCACUUCAAACCUGCUGCAUUUUCAGUCCAUUUACUGCUGUUUAAAGCAAAACUAUUUUCAUUACUGAAAUGUUAACUAACUUUACUGGUUGCCUUAAGACACUCCUGCCAUUAAUUACUAACAAGCACAGCUCACCACUUGCACAGUGCCUUAAUAAAGUGGGGUGCAGA
Molecule: messenger RNA, 636 nt
Organism: Chiroxiphia lanceolata (lance-tailed manakin)
Lineage: Eukaryota; Metazoa; Chordata; Aves; Passeriformes; Pipridae
Gene: VAMP3
Product: vesicle associated membrane protein 3
Exons: 6
Coding region: 16-510 (164 amino acids)
Biological process (GO): SNARE complex assembly; vesicle fusion; vesicle-mediated transport
Cellular component (GO): SNARE complex; plasma membrane
Molecular function (GO): SNAP receptor activity; syntaxin-1 binding
Source: RefSeq, a predicted model, not a curated record